Messenger RNA from Mizuhopecten yessoensis (Yesso scallop), 1248 nucleotides. RefSeq names its product neurensin-1-like. NCBI's taxonomy places the organism in Eukaryota, Metazoa, Mollusca, Bivalvia, Pectinida, Pectinidae. Gene Ontology annotation, biological process: nervous system development. Bases 183 to 959 code for a protein of 258 amino acids. Gene Ontology annotation, cellular component: transport vesicle; neuron projection; neuronal cell body. The record is from RefSeq and is a predicted model, not a curated record. The transcript is spliced from 2 exons.
AAUACCAAUACUCAGCCUCAGCAGCUCAAUCAUAACCAACAUGGCCGACACGAGAUAGAGCGUGUCUUCUGAGGAUCAGAUGUUUUACCUACUCAUGUAAUGGAAUAUCUCGUUCCAUAGUUAGCGCCUUGUGGUGCUGACUGGACGUGGAGUAUCUAUUCUUUCCGGAGAGGAGGAGUGUCAUGUCCGAAAACGUUCAAAUAUCGGAACAAACAAAAGUACAAAACCCGGAAGUCGCAAACACAACUUCCGCAAGCCAUGCGGAGGAAAAGCAUGAGCUUUUAGAUAAAUCUGGUGGUAGCGCAACUGGAAGCAAAAAGGGAAGUAAGCAGUACUCAGAUCCAAGCAACCCGAAACGCAGACACGUUUGUCCGGAUUACUUCGGAGUGAAAUCAUAUCUGCAUGAGUUCUAUGACAACCAUGUCUACAAGGAUCCCCAGAUUUACGAGGAAGACGAUGACAUCCGAUUGUUACUGAACCCCUCAGCCAGACGCCGUCGACGGUGCCCACCGAUAUGGUUGAAGGUUUGUAUUUGGUGUGGGGUCAACCUUCUUCUGUUCGGGAUGAUAGGUAUACUCGUAGGCUAUUUCGUGCCACAGAAACCCAUCAUACGGAAACUGAUCCACGGCGAAAAUGUGGCAAUGGUGGAUCACAGAGCUAUAUCAUACAACGCUAUGCUGGACCUGUGCAAGCUGGUGGGGUUGAUACUGUUCUGUACCGGAGGGGUUCUGCUGGCCUCGGCCCUACUUCUACCCAGCAUCCUGGCAAGUCGUUGCUCCUGUGAUGACGAUUGCGAUGACGCCAUUCGAGUGAACCUCGGUGAGGAACCGGGGCCCAAGAGUCCCAUCGAAAUGACGAUCCCGGCCACAUCCAAACUCAAGAAUGUCCAGCCCGCCCCCGGGAAGGUCACAUUCCAUCAACCCCCGGUACAAGAUGACGCCGUACAAGUUAAAGAUUGAAAUAUAUUUUUACGAAACAAGGAUGAAAUGUUUUAAAACUUCAUUAAUGUAAAUGGUGCGAUUGAAUUGAGCUGUUCAAAGUUUGUCAAAAUCUAUCAAAAUAUUCCGAGUUAGCAGUUGGAAUAAAGUGAAGAAAUGUCUAGCAGACGUGACAUAACAUGGAUUGUAUGUAGAACUGAUGGACGUCAGAAUUCUGAAAGGUAUGGUUUCCGAUGUCACAUGCUUUAUGUUAUUCCAUCGUCACCAGAUGUCUAACUAGCGAUGCAUAUUAGUACAGAUUGCAAUUGAA